Tetranychus urticae (two-spotted spider mite) is the source of this 616-nucleotide messenger RNA. The record is from RefSeq and is a predicted model, not a curated record. Lineage: Eukaryota; Metazoa; Arthropoda; Arachnida; Trombidiformes; Tetranychidae.
UUUAUCUAACACUUAUAGAUUUAUCAACUGUAAACUUGUAUUAUUUCAAAGUUUUUUUAACAAUGUUAAUCAAUGAGCUUCCAGAUGAUUGUUUUGUGGAAAUAUUUGAUUACAUUCGAGAUUUAAAGGAUUUAAUUAACUGCUUCAAAGUUUGUAUAAAAUGGCGUAAUUUGAUUGCUGAUCGGACUAAAAAAGUUAAAUAUUUUAUUGAUCAACCCAAUUAUUCGCCUGAUUCAGUUUGUCAUCAAUCAGAUGAUCCAAUUGAUGUAACAUUUUUGAGCAAAUGGCUUCCAAAUUUAAAGAUUGCUGAUCUUUUAUACACACGCAAUGGGGAAACACCAAUCGAAGAUAUUAUCAAACUAAUUAGAGACUCAGAAUCGCUGAAAGGAAUAAUCUAUGGUCAUCAUUACUGUAUGGAAUCCUGCCUCGAUUUCGAAUCGAUACCAGAAAACCCUAACCUCGAAAUGUUAUCUACUGGAUAUAUUGAUCUAAACAAAGGAAAUCAAUGAAAAUAUGAAACAAUUGUACCUAUGGGACUCAACUCUAGAUGUAUUCGCAGAAGUCGCACAUCAUUUUCCAAAUCUUGAACGGUUGAAAAUUUAUAAUGGCGAAGGUA